Parascedosporium putredinis is the source of this 1776-nucleotide messenger RNA. The record is from the annotation of a GenBank genome assembly. NCBI's taxonomy places the organism in Eukaryota, Fungi, Ascomycota, Sordariomycetes, Microascales, Microascaceae.
AUGGUUCUCGACGCCUACACCUACAUUUUUGCCAUUGGCACCAUCUUUGCCCUCCUCGAGGCUUUCAACAACGGUGCCAAUGAUGUCGCCAACGCCUGGGCCACCAGCGUUUCCUCGCGCUCGGUCACCUACCGCCAAGCCAUGGUCCUCUGCACGGUCUUUGAGCUAACCGGCGCCCUCGCCGUCGGCGCCCGCACCGCCUCCACCAUCAAGAACGGCAUCAUCCCCAGCUCCGCCUUCGGCGACAACGCCGGCGUCCAGCUCCUCGCCUUCGCCUGCGCCUCCGCCGGCGCCUCCAUGUGGGUCAUGUGGUGCACCCGCAACUCCGCCCACGUCUCCUCCACCUACUCCCUCGUCUCCUCCAUCGCCGGUGUCGGCGUCGCCGCCGUCGGCGCCAGCCAGGUCAACUGGGGCUGGAACAAGGGUACCGGCCUCGGCGCCAUCUUCGCCGGCCUCGCCAUGGCCCCCUUCAUCUCCGCUUGCUUCGGCGCCAUCAUCUUCAUGCUCAUCAAGUUUACCGUCCACUUGCGCAAGAACCCUCUGCCCUGGGCCGUCUACACCUCCCCGGCCUUCUUCCUCAUCGCGGGUACCGUCUGCUCCCUGUCCGUCGUCUACAAGGGCUCGCCCAGGCUCGGCCUCGACAAGAAGCCCGCGUGGUACAUCGCCUCCGUCUCCCUCGGCACCGGUUUCGGCCUCGCCCUCGUCGCUGCCCUCUUCUUCGUCCCCUAUGUCCACGCCAAGGUCGUCAAGAAGGACUACACCAUCCGCUGGUGGAUGAUCUUCCAGGGCCCUCUCCUGUUCAAGCGCCCCGCUCCCGCUGACGCCGAGAGCCGCAAGGCCGACGUCCCCGACUACGCCGUCGUCCAGGAGGACACCGAGACCGACUCCGACGCCGGCCGCCCCGCUCCCCAGACCAUCGAGGAGAAGAACCUCGCCGCCGACGGUGGUGACGCCAUCAAGCCCGCCAAGGCCCCCUCCUCCACCACCGCCGCCGACCAGGAGAAGGGCGUCUCGCCCCUCGAGUACACCCACGAGGAAUACCAGCAGCUCCUCCGCAACGCCCGCAACGCCCACCACGCCAACCUCCGCAAGUCCCGUGGUCCCCUCGGCUGGGCUAUGCGCACCCUGCACAACAACCAGCUCGGCGCCGGCUCCAUCCACGAGACCCACAACCUCAUCGCCGUCGUCAAGCGCAUCCCCGCCCAGAUCAUCGGUAUUCGCAUGGAGCGCGUCUACAGCCACGCCCCCAAGUACUCCAACGAGGUCGAGCAUCUCUACUCCUACGUCCAGGUCAUCACUGCCUGCACCGCCUCCUUUGCCCACGGCGCCAACGAUGUCGGUAACGCCGUCGGUGUCUGGGCUGGUAUGUACGCUGCUUGGUCGACUGGUAAGCCCAGCGCCUCCAAGGCCGAUGUUCCUUACUGGCAGCUUGGAAUUACUGCCGCCGUGAUUUGCAUCGGUUUCAUCACCUACGGUUACAACAUCAUGAAGGUCAUGGGUAACAAGCUCACCUACCACUCCCCGAGCCGUGGUUCCUCCAUGGAAAUGGGUGCCGCCAUCACCAUUCUCAUCUUCUCCCAGUACGCCCUCCCCGUCUCCACCUCCAUGUGCAUCACCGGCGCCACCAUCGGUGUCGGUCUCUGCAACGGUACCUGGAGGGCCGUCAACUGGAAGCGAUUCGGCCUCCUCUUCUUCUCUUGGAUCAUGACCAUCCCCAUUGCCGGUCUCAUCGGCGGCUGCCUCAUGGCUCUUGCCGUCAACACUCCCACCUGGUAA